UAUAGUUGAAGUGUAAAUGAACCACGCCAUUGCCACACAAAAACUCCAGAGCCUCCGGCACGUGACGCGGUUGAGUCAUUCACAGGCGCCAUGGUAUCCGUAUUCCCGUAUUUGUGUAUCGUACUGUCAUCACGUGAUGCUCUUACGUCGUUGUUCCGACCAUCGCAGCUUGUUGACUGAACACAGCAUUUUCUGCUUUUAGAUGCGCUGGAUUUAUUAGAUCUGGUAGAGCUAGAUCUAGAGGAGGUUUAGAUUUGUCACGCCUAUACUAUCCGUUUUCCACAUCCCUCCGCACCAUUGCGACUAAUGACCACGGGCACCAUCCUCCGGUAGGCACACGCCGCCAUCUACACCUAGUCUCACUCUCUAUAAUCAGCUACAUCUAUUGUUGAAUUGCAGUGACACAAUGUCGACUCCAUCCCACACCGACGCCUCUCCUUCCUCCUCGACCUACAUGUUUUCAUCCCACCUCCACUCCUACCAGACCACAUCCGACGAUGAUAUCGCCUCAUUGCCGUCCGAGACAUCGACCGAAUCCGACUUUCUGUCCGACUCCGACUAUUCAGAUGCAGAGGAGCAGUGGCGGGAGAGUCUACAGCAGUUGGAGCUGCUAUUAACCAUGGUGCUGGUUCCAUUCAUUGGGAAAUAUGCGGGUAGGAGAUGUGCGUAUUGGGGCUGGACCAAAUUCAUGGAGUGGAAAUACCCAGUGGAAUUCGUGACAACAAAUAAGGCAGCGUUCCGUGCAGCGGGGAUCUUGGGUGCAGCUACUCUUUAAUCUGACGAUAUUCAACACAAUCUUGUACCAUCUUAGCCAUUCACUCUCGCAUUCACUCUCGCAAAAACAUCACCUCCGUCUUUCCAUCUAGAUACCAUGAUAAGAAGAAUAAGAAACCGUGUCUCGAUAUUAAGCCACUGAGAAAGCCUUCUUUUCCUGAGAGAAAGCCUUAUUUUUUGUUCCCUGACUGUAGGAUCUCAACAACGCCACAGAUGCAAUCUAACCAGACAGUAAAUCCCUGAGCCUGUACAGUGAUGAAACGAGUCUCAAACCUAGUACGGCUGGUACAUAGGACCUCUGUAUCCGACAG
This is a messenger RNA of Talaromyces proteolyticus, 1085 nucleotides long. RefSeq lists its product as uncharacterized. Gene Ontology annotation, biological process: protein insertion into mitochondrial outer membrane; mitochondrial outer membrane translocase complex assembly. Gene Ontology annotation, cellular component: mitochondrial outer membrane. The transcript is spliced from 2 exons. The record is from RefSeq and is a predicted model, not a curated record. The coding region runs from base 407 to 775 and encodes 122 amino acids. NCBI's taxonomy places the organism in Eukaryota, Fungi, Ascomycota, Eurotiomycetes, Eurotiales, Trichocomaceae.